AUGGCUUUUAACGGGAACAUAACCCUUCCUGCGGGAGCCACCAGCCACGGCCAGCCUGACUUGCUCUGCUUACCGACGAAAUGGACAGACAUCGUCGUCUUUUUCAUGGGCAACUAUGUAGCUCAUGCUGCGACGAUCAGAUUAGAACCCAGCACCAGCAUCGUCAACACUGUCCUCGCAAUUGUCCUUGCUCUAUUGAUUCCCAUCUCCGGCGUCAAGAGGGGUAUCAAAGGUAUUAUGAGCUUUGCUAAGUUUGGGAAAACGGAUUUGCAGGUAGCAGCCCGAGCAGGGGCUCUGUGUCAAGUCAUCCAAACGGACAUGCAAGCUCGGUCGUUCAGAGAACAACUCUUAACAGCCUUCGACCAUGGCUCCAUCUUCGCCGGGAAAAUCCACAGCAGAUACCGCCUUCCAGACGGCUAUGGAUUUGCCACCGUACCCUGGAACUCGAAGUUCCAAAACGACGAUGCUCCAGCAGCGCAGCAAAUCACCCUCGCGGCGAACUACAACAUCGUCUCCAUCCUCGUUGCGCUGGCGCAACUGGCGUUUGCUGUCGCCACGAUAUACCGAAGUCGCGGAGACCAGAUCACUCAAUACGGGUACGCAGCGUUCGGGCUAACCGUCACGCAAUACGCCGCCAUGUCGCUGGUCAACCUGCUCGGCAACCUGGUCUGCCCGCAAUACACGUCCAUCUACCUGGUCCGCAGCACCGCCAUGACCGACGCAGAAGCCGAGCCGGGCGCGAACGCCUUUUUCGAAGGCGUAGUGGGAACACUGCUCGAGGAUGAAAUCCAAGCCGACGAAGCGGAACGCCGCGCGUCGGCGGCUCUCCUGCGGCCGCCGAAGUCGACGUGGGCGCGGAUAGGGAAUAUGCUCAACCUGCGGAAGAUUCAGACGCUUGAUCUGCUGCUGCUGCCGGUUUCAUGGAUGCCGACGGCCGUCUCGGUGGCGAUCAUCUACGGGCUGUCGCGGUUCGAGGAGGGCUCGAGCACGUUUGGGCAGAGGGCUGCGACGAUGGGGUGGCUUGCGAUGGGGAGUUGGGCGGGGGCCCUUGGUGGGUGGAGGGGUAAUCUGGAGAGGGAUAUGUCGCGGAGGAAGAUCUAUUCGGGAUAUCUGUUAGAGUUAGCCAUUUCGCUGGUUUCUUCUGUGCCUUCUGUUGCUGGGUAUAUAGUUGUUGCAGGGAUGCUGGAACAGUAUGGAAUUUGCUCGCACGUAUGA
Messenger RNA from Mollisia scopiformis, 1215 nucleotides. RefSeq lists its product as uncharacterized. Bases 1 to 1215 code for a protein of 404 amino acids. Lineage: Eukaryota; Fungi; Ascomycota; Leotiomycetes; Helotiales; Mollisiaceae. The record is from RefSeq and is a predicted model, not a curated record. The transcript has 2 exons.